Lemur catta (Ring-tailed lemur) is the source of this 1126-nucleotide messenger RNA. RefSeq names its product GON7 subunit of KEOPS complex (gene GON7). The coding region runs from base 57 to 359 and encodes 100 amino acids. The record is from RefSeq and is a predicted model, not a curated record. Gene Ontology annotation, cellular component: EKC/KEOPS complex. The transcript has 2 exons. Lineage: Eukaryota; Metazoa; Chordata; Mammalia; Primates; Lemuridae.
UUUCCGCUUCCGGGUAGCGCUUCCGUCCGGCGCGCUCUUGAAGCUAAGCGGUCGCCAUGGAGCUGUUGGGAGAGUACGUCGGGCAGGACGGGCAGCAGCGGCGGCUGCAGGUGUCCUGUGAGGCGCCGGGUGACGCCGACCGUUUCCGGGGCCUGUUGUCGGGAGUGGCCCAGAUGAGGGAGCUGGUAAGCGAACUCUUCGGCCCCCUGGUCCACCAGGAAGCGCAGCACCGGCUGGCGGCGGCUCCAGACGAGGCCUUGGACGGUGAUGAUGAAGAUGAUGCAGAAGAUGAAAAUAACAUUGAUAACAGACCUAACUCAGAUGGACCAUCUGCAAAACGGCCAAAACCACCAUCUUAACAAUAGCCUUAUGAAAUUUUAAAGACUGCUACUAUAUCCUAAUUAUCACACACUGACAGGAAGACUUGUGCUCUAAUUUGAGACAACUUUGUCAAAGAGAAAAUGGUUUCUUCUGUUUGUAGCAAAGAAAGAUAAUAAAUGUUUAGAAAUGAAAUUUGUUUUCUUGAAUGAGAAAUAAAUUUCAGGCCAUGGAAAUAAAAUAGAACAUUUCAUAAUGUAUAAUAUCCUCUAAGUUGGCAACUGAAUUUUUAUCAUUGUUUUUUAUAUUUAAAAUAACCAUUGAAUUGUGUGGUGCCUGCAUCUUUUAGCUUCUGCUUCUGUUAAAAGAGUACAUACUAUAUUUCAUAGGCAAUAACAUUUCAAAGAACUGACAUGAGCAAGGUGAAAUUGGGUAUUAAAUAUGAAAAUGUCAGUUCUUUGUAAGUAGAAGGAAAAUAAGGGAAUAAAAUUACAGAAAAGGAAGGAGAAUCCUUGAGAGAGACCCAAGAAAACCUUGAAUUCACACCCACACCCAAUUUACAGACAUCCAGAGAGGAUGCCCACUCAAGGAAUGUGCACUAAUUUUCUGAUUUAUCUUGUACCUUAAGAGAGCCAGAUGGGGUGUUUUUGUGCUGUGAUAUGUUAUGUAUACAAGUAAAAAUAUAAGACCUUAAGUAAAUAGUCCAUGUUGACUAUAACUUAGAUAUUUCCUUUUCUCCUGUAGCCAUACUUUGAUUUGCUUAACAAAGGACUUGAAUUCUUUUAAAAAUAUAUAUUCCUAAAAUAUA